AUGUCGACACUCACCGAAAUCACAUCUGAGGCCGACUUCUCGUCGCAUCUCUCAUCUCUAUCGCCUUCUGCAUUGGUAGUCCUAUACUUCCACACUCCAUGGGCUGCCCCUUGCGCGCAGAUGGGCGCUGUGCUUUCAGCCCUCGCUUCGCAGUACCCCGCCACCACCCCGCCCACCAUCUCGUUUGUCAGCAUCAAUGCUGAGGAGCUACCUGAUAUCUCAGAGGAGUAUGAUGUUUCUGCCGUGCCAUUCGUUGUGUGCCUCCGUAGCGGCCAAAUUUUAGAAUCGAUCAGUGGAAGUGAUGCCGUCAAGGUUCGUGACGCUGUCGAGCGCCACGCUGGCCGCGGAAAUGUUGCGGGUGGCGUUGGUCCGAUGGAAGGUGCCAAAGCCAAUAUCCCCCCGCCGCUGUCUGCUGUCCCUCGUGAGGAUGGUCCCUUGACUGCUACUCAGGCCCCCGUUACCGCUUCUCAGCCCCCUUCCGCUGAUGCAGCUAACGCAACCGCCGUCGCAUCUGCCCCCGCUCUGACACCCGAACAAUCCCGGGAGGCACUAUUUGCCCGCCUCGAACAACUGGUCAAGGCAGCAUCUGUCAUGUUGUUCAUGAAAGGCACCCCGAGCAGCCCACAAUGCGGAUUCAGUCGGCAGCUAGUUGGCAUUCUACGUGAGCGUAGUGUAAAGUAUGGCUUCUUCAAUAUCUUGGCCGAUGAGGAUGUGCGCCAGGGUCUGAAGGAGUAUGCUGAGUGGCCAACUUUCCCCCAAUUGUGGGUGAAUGGAGAAUUGGUCGGUGGUUUGGAUAUUGUCCGCGAGGAAAUCAACAGCGAUCCCGAUUUCCUCACUGAACACUCAGUCAGCAAGCCCACUACGGCUGCUUGA
Penicillium crustosum is the source of this 873-nucleotide messenger RNA. RefSeq names its product PICOT family protein. The record is from RefSeq and is a predicted model, not a curated record. Gene Ontology annotation, molecular function: 2 iron, 2 sulfur cluster binding. The transcript is spliced from 2 exons. Bases 1 to 873 code for a protein of 290 amino acids. Lineage: Eukaryota; Fungi; Ascomycota; Eurotiomycetes; Eurotiales; Aspergillaceae.